UUUAAUCAGAAAUUUAAUUACUAAAUUUCUAGAUUCUCUGGACUUUGAAACUUGCUAGAAGCAUAUUAUUGGUUCUGAAAGUAUACUCAAAAGUGCUAAAUAGUGCUCUUUUUAAAUCGAUCUUUUUAUCCUGAAAAGAACUUAAUUUUAUGUGAGUCUAGGAUGUGAAAAAGCAUGAGCUUAAAGUACAUGAAUAAGCCCCAGUCAGAGACUGAGAUGAACCGUAUAUUUGUGAAAUGAAUUAAAUAAUAGUAUGGUGUUGCUCCUUAAUUAUAGGUCUUCCAGGUGCAAACUCCUUGAAAGAUUUGUACAUCCAGCAACUCAUUGGACUCAUCAUUUAUGAAUGAUGGUAAUUACGUCUAUAGCUAACCAGCAUCAGAGAAGUAAGCAGAAGCAGCACCCAAUAGCAGAGCAAAUAAAGAAUUUAUAUCAAUCGGUUUUUGUAAAAGCAAGUAAUAGGAGUUCAGAGGAUGAAGACCAAGAAGAGCUAAAGUCAGACCAAAUAAGCUCAGAUGAGUUCAGCGACCUUCAUUCUUUCGAUCCAGGAGCAAGCUCAGAUAAUAGCUCUGAUGAUUCUUUUGGAGAGAACGGGCUGUUCAAAAGCGCAUCAUCUCAAGAGAUCAAUACUUCUCAGGUUAGCAUGAGUAGUGAAGAUGGGCCUAUAUUUGAGCCAUAUCAUGAAAACCAUAGCGAAAGUGAAGAAAGCAAUAACAGUUCAGAGAGUGACGUUGAGAAUGAAUCCUUUUAAGUCCCCUUAUUGAAGUGAUGCUUUGC
Moneuplotes crassus is the source of this 774-nucleotide messenger RNA. NCBI's taxonomy places the organism in Eukaryota, Ciliophora, Spirotrichea, Euplotida, Euplotidae. The record is from the annotation of a GenBank genome assembly.